This is a messenger RNA of Solanum tuberosum (potato), 3255 nucleotides long. Its product is annotated as SNF2 domain-containing protein CLASSY 4-like. Gene Ontology annotation, molecular function: ATP binding. Gene Ontology annotation, biological process: gene silencing by siRNA-directed DNA methylation. Lineage: Eukaryota; Viridiplantae; Streptophyta; Magnoliopsida; Solanales; Solanaceae. The coding region runs from base 1 to 3255 and encodes 1084 amino acids. The transcript is spliced from 2 exons. The record is from RefSeq and is a predicted model, not a curated record.
AUGGAUUCAGGGGAUGGCUCUGGUCCAAAACAGAGGAGAACUAGACAACAGUUUUUGAAAUAUUGUGUUGAUUUUAUUGAGAAAAGAAACAGGUCCUGUCAAAAUGGUAAUCUUACUCCAUCUUCUUCGACUUGUUCCGUGAAUAUUGGAAAAGAGGGUGUGAGUUGUGGGAGAAAAAGAAAAAUGGCAGUCUCAGAAGGUGAUAAGAGGAAAAUGGGAAAAUGGUCAGAAGAUGCAAGAAAGUUAAGAAAAGGGAAGAAAAAAGUGGAUAAUGGGAGGAGGUGCAAGUUCAGUCCAGGAACUUGUGAGUCUAUCAUGGAACGGAUUUUCGUCGAGGAAAUACCUGAUGAUGAUGAUACGGAUGAUUCGGAGGAUGAUUCUGAUGAUGUUGUUAUCAUUGAAGAAGAGGAGGGUGUAAAUACUGAAUCAGGUUCAGGAUGGUGGUCGAAUACGGGCUUAAAGAGUAAUAUGUUGAAUGCAAAAGAUCAGGAGGUUGUUUCAUCUACCUCAAGCAUGUGUGGUAGGACACCGGGGAAAUCGGAGGAAGUGGAUACUGAUAGCACCUCAUGUUCUGAGUCUGAGUCGGAUUCCGAAGCUUCAAGUGAUGAGGAUAAUGAUGACCCUGAAGAUAAGAAUUACAGGUUGAUUGAGUCAUCAAGUUCUAGCCAAUAUGAUGAUGUAAUAAGUGAUUUUGAUGAUACGGAAUCAGAAGAUGAAAAGAAUGAAGAAGGAGAAAAAGAGUCGAAUGAGGGGUUAGUACCUGAGCUUGUUGCUGAGAGUGAAAAGCAGAAGAAAGGCGGAGCAAAUGUUCUUCGUGCACGUUCACUUUCUAAGUCGAAAAAAAAGAAAUUAAACAAUGGAAAUGAUAGUAGUAGCCCAAUUCUUCUUACUGAUGAGGAGGAGUUUGAUGAGGUGGGGUCUGAUGGCGAGGAGUCUAAAUCUGAAGAGGAAUGCGAGGUUGAUGACUCGGUGAAGAAUGUUGUUCAAAAGGAUGUUGUUCGAAAGGAUAGGAGGACUGGAAAGAAGAUUCUUGAAGAUUCUGAAUUUAUGAAGUUUGUUGUUGAUUCUAUCAUAAAUGUUGAUGAUCAUGAUAAACUUACUCCUUUUGAAGAGAAGGAACAGGUUCCUGUCAAGGAAACACUUCCUUUAGUAUUUCGGUUUGAAGACGAGGAUGAACCUCCUCCCCCUGAGAAAGAAGAAUGGGAAAAGGAAGUUGAAAAUCUUUUUGCUGAAAUGCAGAUGUGUAUCUUAGAGUCAGAUAUUGGCUUUACAAAUCCAUCCGUUUCGCCGAUGCAGAGUGGAGAUUUAAGUAACUGUCAGAUGGGAAACCACCAACUUGUUCUAGAUGAACAAAUUGGACUCGUCUGUAAAGUUUGUUCCUAUGUGCAUUUGGAGAUCAAGUACAUCUUCCCUUCUUUUGCUCAGAGAACUCGAGGGAGGUAUGAAAGAAAACAUUUAGGACAGUCGCCAUCACUCUUGGAUGUUGGUGGCUUCAGAUUUUCUGAUUCUUCUGCAGUCCAAGAUUCUAUGAUUAAUGAAGAAGGAACUGUGUGGGAUUUAGUUCCCCCAAGUGCCAAAUCAACAAUGUAUCCUCAUCAACGUGGUGGAUUUGAGUUUAUGUGGAAAAACGUUGCUGGAGAUAUAAAUCUCGAAAGGCUGAGACAGCCCCUAUCUGAUAGCAAAGGAGGAUGCAUAAUCUCACAUCCACCUGGCACCGGGAAAACCCGUCUCACCAUAGUAUUUCUUCAGUCAUAUUUGAAGCUGUUUCCAAAGUCUCGACCUGUAAUCAUAGCUCCUUCCAGUUUGCUGCUUAACUGGGAAGCUGAGUUCCAGAAAUGGGAGGUGGACAUUCCCUUCCACAACUUGAACAGCAAAGAUUUCUCUUUACAGGAAGAUGAAGCUACUGUGAGUGUCUUUCGCUGUUUAUCCCAUGCUGGAAAGAGAAAUCCACACCUUAUACGAAUGGUGAAGCUGGGAUCAUGGGUUAAAGGUAAGAGUGUUUUGGGGAUCAGCUAUGACUUGUUCAGGAUUCUUACUGGAGAUGAUGGAGACGGUUACGCUAAACCGAUUAGAGAAAUCCUUCUUAAAUAUCCUGGUCUUCUGGUCCUUGAAGAAGGGCACACUGCUCGGAAUGAGCAAAGCCUUGUCUGGAAAGCUUUGAAAAAGGUUGAAACAGAGAAGCGCAUAGUUUUGUCUGGAACUCCUUUCCAGAAUAACAUCAAGGAGUUAUACAACACUCUUUGUGUAGUCAGUCCAAAGUUUGCUGCAGAUUUGGAGCAGAAAUGGGCUUCUCUUAGCAGUUCCAUUGACAAGAAUGCCCGAGCAUUGGAAGAGCUUAGGGAUAUUAUUUCACCACUUGUCCAUAAGUGUAGUGAAAAUGUAAAGAAGGUAAGCCUUCCGGGUAUAAGGGACACUGUAAUUCACUUGAAACCCACAGAUUUGCAGAAGGAGUUGCUUAGAAGGAUUCCAGAGAAUCCAAGCUCCUUUUAUGAACAAAAUCUGGUGUCUCUUAUCUCUGUUCAUCCUUCAUUAGUGGCCAAGAGGAAGGAGUUCUCUGACUUAGAAAGUCAGCUAACAGAAAGAGGCUGUCGGUUGGAUCCAGAUACCGGAGUAAAAAUGAAAUUUGUUGUUGAGCUUAUCAGACUUUGCGGUGGGCGGAAGGAGAGGGUUAUAAUAUUUAGCCAGUUACUUGAUCCUCUAAACCUGAUCAAGGAGCAACUCAAUUCUCUCUUUGGCUGGACUUUAGGUCGGGAGAUUCUCUAUAUGGAUGGGAAACUUGAUGUGAAGCAGCGGCAGAUAUCUAUAAAUUCUCUUAAUGACCCUAAGAGUGAUGUAAAAGUGCUUCUUGCAUCCAUAAAAGCCUGUUCAGAAGGAAUAAGUCUGAUAGGGGCCUCAAGAGUGGUUUUGCUUGACGUUCUCUGGAAUCCCUCAGUAGAACAGCAAGCCAUCAGUCGAGCUUACAGGAAUGGGCAGACCAAAUUUGUGCAUGUUUACUGUCCAGUAACAUCAAAAUGGGAGGUUGACAAGAUUGAACAGCAGACGAGAAAAAAGUACCAUUCAGAUGUUCUUUUGUCUAGGGAUCAUGAAGCCAAGAUGGAUCCUUCAUGUUCUGUGUCAGAGGAUAACAUACUAGAUUCUAUGGUUGAGCAUGAGGGCCUCCGUCAUAUUUUUGAAAAGCUCUCUCAUGCACCACGUGUGGUGCCGCCUACAACAUGCCUUGAUUCGUCUAACCAACCUCCAAAACCAAGCAGUUAG